This is a messenger RNA of Plectropomus leopardus (leopard coralgrouper), 1724 nucleotides long. The record is from RefSeq and is a predicted model, not a curated record. NCBI's taxonomy places the organism in Eukaryota, Metazoa, Chordata, Actinopteri, Perciformes, Serranidae.
GCAGACAUGAAGACGGAGAGCGGGGUGCAGACGGCGCCCUUCAGCGGCAGGAAGCAGAGUCUGAUCGAGGACGCUCGCAGGGAGCGCGGCAGCGGCUCGGUGGGCUCCCCGGGGCCCCCGGGGCCCUCCAGGUACGGAGACAGCUUCGUGUUCGAGGAGAAGGACGGCAGAGUCACUCUAAACGUCCUCUUCACGCUCAGCAACGAGAAAAACGCGGGAUUCUUCAAAACGGGAAAAAUAUUCGAGACGUUUGAGGCUAAACUUCUCCACAUCGAAAGUCGCCCGGGGAGGAAAUCAAAGAACAGCACGACGGACCUGGAGUUCUUCAUGAAGUGUGAAGUUCACAGCUCGGACCUGGACAUUUUCAUCAACUCGCUGAAGAGAGUGGUCGAUGACGUUCGUUCCAUACCAGAAGAAAAAGUUCCCUGGUUUCCCCGACAGAUAAAAGACCUCGACAAAUGCAACAUGUUAAUAACCAAAUUUGAUCCGGACAUGGACCAGGAUCAUCCGGGAUACAGCGACCCAGAGUACAGAAAAAGACGAGCUUUCAUCUCUGAGCUCGCCUUCAGAUACAAACAAGGGGACCCGCUGCCCACCGUGGAGUACACAGCGGAGGAAGUAUCCACAUGGACGGAGGUUUACCGGCAGCUGCGGAGUAUUUAUCCCAGUCUGGCCUGCAGGCAGUUCCUGGACGGGCUGCUGCAGCUGGAGAGAGAGUGCGGCUACGGAGAGGACCGCAUCCCGCAGCUCAGAGAGGUCUCUGCAUUCCUGAAGAGAAAAACUGGUUUCCAGUUGCGCCCAGUCGCCGGCCUGCUGUCAGCCAGAGACUUCCUCAACAGUUUGGCCUUCAGGGUGUUUCAGUGCACUCAGCACAUCCGUCACUCCUCUGCACCCAUGCACUCCCCCGAGCCAGACUGCUGCCAUGAACUGCUCGGCCACAUCCCCAUGCUGACAGAUAAAGAAAUUGCCCAGUUUUCACAGGAGAUUGGACUGGCCUCACUCGGAGCUUCAGAUGAAGACAUUGAAAAACUGUCAACGUUAUACUGGUUUACGGUGGAGUUCGGCCUCUGCAAGCAGAACGGGACGGUGAAAGCUUACGGCGCCGGACUGCUGUCAUCCUACGGAGAGCUUGUUUACGCUCUGUCUAAUGAGCCGGAGUACAGGACGUUUAACCCCGAGGAGACUGCAGUGCAGCCGUACCAGGACCAAACCUACCAGCCUGUUUACUUUGUGUCCGAGAGCUUCGAUGACGCAAAAACAAAGUUGAGGAGAUACUCUGCAACCAUCAAGCGUCCCUUCACAGUUCGCUACGACCCCUUUACCUGCAGCGUGGAGGUCCUGGAUCAGCCGGGCAAGAUCCAAAACGCCCUGAGCCAGAUGAGAGAAGACCUGAGGACCCUUCACAGCGCCUUGGAGAAGUUCAGCUCGUCUUAAGACCCCCAACAGACGCUCUGCAGAGAGAAGACAGUCAUGUCAAAAGCGAAAAGGACAUUUGGCCGGUGUAAAUAUUGUACAUAAGAUCUAUAUUGAAGAACACAUACAGAAGAUAAUAAGUUAGUCAUAUUUGUGAGGUUCCACAUGGCCAUUUGUUUGAGUGUAUAAUGUAUUAUGUACAAAGAAAUAAAUGUUUAUUUUCAUGACAAAGCCCAUUCAAAACUUGAGUGUUUUUGAGGGAGACUGAAACAAAGCAUUCUUUAUUUCGGUUAAAGUACGAAUGCCACCGU